Molecule: messenger RNA, 692 nt
Organism: Pocillopora damicornis (cauliflower coral)
Lineage: Eukaryota; Metazoa; Cnidaria; Anthozoa; Scleractinia; Pocilloporidae
Product: superoxide dismutase [Cu-Zn]
Biological process (GO): superoxide metabolic process
Molecular function (GO): copper ion binding
Source: RefSeq, a predicted model, not a curated record
CUUAAUGGUCACAUGUUCGAAUGCGACAGAACACUCGAAGGUUUGUUCUGCACAUGUGCCCUUGACGUGGUGAAUUAUCGUUUAUUUUACAAUGUCAGGACCAAAGGCAGUUUGCGUUUUAUUGCCCAAUAACAGCCCUGUGAAAGGUGUAAUCCAUUUUGAGCAGGUGGGAGACACAUGCAAGAUAACUGGUGAAGUAGAAGGACUCACAGAAGGAGAGCAUGGUUUUCAUGUCCACCAAUUUGGAGAUGGCACUAAUGGUUGUACAAGCGCUGGACCCCACUUUAAUCCAAAAAAUAAAACUCAUGGAGGACCAACUGAUGAAACACGUCAUUAUGGUGAUCUUGGCAACAUCAGAGCAGGAAGCGAUGGUAAAGCCAAAAUUGACAUGACGGACAAGCUUGUUUCAGUUGUUGGACCAGAUUCUGUUGUUGGACGUACAAUUGUGGUUCAUGCUAAAAAGGAUGACUUGGGAAAAGGUGGAGAUGAUGAAAGUCUGAAAACUGGAAAUGCUGGUCCACGUGUUGCUUGUGGUGUUAUUGGUAUUAGCAAGUAAACAGUACCCUCAAACAAGGAAUUUGACAACUGAAAAGCUUGUUGUGUUAAAAGAUGAAAUGCUUUCACACUAAAAUCUAUGUGGUAACUAAAAUCAGACACACAAUAGUCAAUAAAUUUAAACUUAAAGUUUUAAA